CGAUAUAUUUGGCACUUAGUCAGACAAAUAGCAGUUUGCAUCUGCCAUUUACAGACACACCUCCAGACGACUGUGUUCCUGAGUCAGACUGGGUUGUAUUGCAAAACUAGCAGCAUCCAUUCCACCCUAGCAGUGCAAUAGGCGCAUGGUUUUCUUUUCUACGAACUGACCAUCUUCGAAUGUUCCAUGAAUAUUGAGUGAAACUGACGAGGACCCGUUGUGACGUCAAUAGUCGGCCAUUUUUCUUCCAUCUUUCAACAGGGCAGUCACCAGAAACGCCAACCAUGAUGAAGCUGUUUCUCGUGCUGGCCACGGCCGUGACCCUCAGUGUAGCCGAGUUCUCCCUCGACCGUUCUUAUGACACCCUUGUCGACCUGGCCCGCCUCUACCGCAUGCAGAACCUCAACAACUUCGACGAUUACACUGGGGACGAUAUUGACAGCCGCAGCGGUGACUGGGCCGCCCCUUACGGGGACGCAAUGUACAAGGACCCCCAGUUUGGGGGCACGCAUCUCCGUGACCAGGAACACAUUGAACAGAGCUCUCUGUUUGGAUCUCAGUCUAUAACAGGUGGCGCAGCUGGAGGUAAAGCCAAGACGGACAAACCUCUCCCAGCCUACUGCAACCCACCUAACCCCUGCCCCAUCGGAUACAAUGCCAGAGACAACAACUGCGUGGAGCACUUCAACAACACCGCUGAUUACAACCGUGAGCUGAUGGCGAAGCAGGACUGCCCGUGUGACACAGAGCACAUGUUCGCCUGUCCCGAGGGUCGGGGCACCGUCAGCAGCAAAUCCCAGGGUGACAGCGCCGCAAUCAAGCAGGUCAUGGCCGAACUCAACACACUCGGAGCCUCUGAUUUAAACUCCUUCAUGCCUGAUGAGUCCAAGAGAGAGUCACUCGUGGCCAAGAAGUCGCCCGAGCUCAGCCGGAAUAAAAGAUCGGCUGGGGAGUCUCUUCCAAACCCAUAUUUCCAUGGCCAGAAAAUGAGAGUUGUUGCCAAAAAGUCGCCUGUCAUUAAGUACAAGCACCAGUAGAAAAGGAAGCACAACUUGCUCAGUCUUAGUGCUGACUUCCGGUCCUGCGCAACAGCUCUUCUGACCUCAAUGGAUGCCAUUUUAUGUUUACAUUUAUUAAUUAACACAGACCGGUUAGACGCAAGUGAAUCAGGCUUAUGGCAACAGUAUUAUAUGUUAAAAAUGCCAACACGGCCAGUGAUGAAUAAAAUCAUCAGCAGGUGUUAUACCUUGUCAGAGUAGUUAUCUCCCUUAGUACAUUUGCUGAUGUAAUCUAAUACUAGGGAGCACCACAUUAUCUAAAUUAAAAUGUAAAUAUCCAGUAACAAACAAGUAGGAUACUGUCCAAAAAAUGAGGAUACACCAUCUGUAUGGCUAUUAAAGAACAGUAUCACAACAAAAGGUCAGCUUUUAGUAGAAUUAAAAAGCUGGAAUCGUGUAUCCAUCUAUUUAACAGUUAUUGAACAACGUCCCAACAUUAUCUAUGAAUCUGUGUAGCUAUUCGGGUGAAUCUGAAUAUGUUCCAAACGUUUAUAGGACUCUUGUGUAGUAUACCAGUCAUCAAUCAUUUGAACACAAUGCAAAUUCAAUUCAAUUACCUUGAAAGAAAUACAACAUUAUGGCAAAGGGAUUUAGAUUGAAAACCUACCACUUAUUCAUGGUAUUCUCCAUUGUUUUUUGGGUUUUUUUAUGUUAAAAUCCUUACAAACUCGAUAUCUAUGUUAUCGGUUAUUAUCUCCUUCUUUGGUCACGUGAUGAAGGCUGGGCCAUGUGCAAUAUUAAACUUAUUACCCUACAAGCUGUGAUUCGUGUUUGUCAAAGUGAAAUUCAUGUUGUUUGUAUCUUUCAAUACUGAAUUUAAGUUGUGUUCUUUAUCAAUCAAAUUUUAGGAAAAAAACUCGCAUUGUUUGUGAAUUACAUUUAUUAACAACCCCAACCCAUGUGAUAAACUUUAUAUUUAAAAUAUGCAAAUUAUUUAUCCCGUUUUUUAGAACAACGUUAUCGUUGCGUUACAUACUGCAAGAACUCUAACCCUUUUACUUAAAUUUUAAGUAUUAUAUUAUUGACGUUUUGUUGUUGAUGAGGCAGGAAGAAACAACAUAUCUGCUGUUGUUAUGUCGAUGAUGUAUUGUUUAGUGAGUGCUUUAAUGCAGGUUCAAUGCUUCGAGCACAAAUCAAACGCCUACCCGCUCUGCACACUGUGUUUUGGUUAUAUUCACGAUCUUGCAUAGAUUAUGUUUUAUUCAUGAUCUUUCAUAAACAACGUUGUAUUCAUUACCUAACACAAACUAAGCUAAAUUCAUGAUCUAUCAUCAACAUCGUUGAAUUCAUGAUCUGACAUAAACAUUAUAUUAUUCAUGAUUAGUAUCAACCAGUGUGAACCGUCAGAACCUCCAAAAUGUUCAUCCAAAUACCACAGCCCUCCUGGACCUAAAACAGGUUGAGCCACAAAUCACUGGACAAUCCAACAAGUGUUUAUUUCUUGUCAUUGAACGCUCAGCAUGGAGCACUUUUGUCCCCACAGGCAUUCCGUAUUUUCUUUCUUCCAGAUUUUGAUUCCUUCAUGCUAUUUGUUCUUAAACCUCACGUGCGGCACAAAUACUUAAACUUGUAACAUAAUCCCACCUGUCAACAAGAUCUCAUUGUGUAACAUAGCGAUAUUUGUCAAUUUGUUGUUGAAAAUAAAGUAUUUUCCCCAAAAA
Molecule: messenger RNA, 2719 nt
Organism: Haliotis rufescens (red abalone)
Lineage: Eukaryota; Metazoa; Mollusca; Gastropoda; Lepetellida; Haliotidae
Exons: 6
Coding region: 285-1037 (250 amino acids)
Biological process (GO): neuropeptide signaling pathway; regulation of hormone secretion
Cellular component (GO): secretory granule
Molecular function (GO): enzyme regulator activity
Source: RefSeq, a predicted model, not a curated record